Molecule: messenger RNA, 3143 nt
Organism: Eupeodes corollae
Lineage: Eukaryota; Metazoa; Arthropoda; Insecta; Diptera; Syrphidae
Gene: INTS7
Product: integrator complex subunit 7
Exons: 13
Coding region: 114-3092 (992 amino acids)
Biological process (GO): snRNA 3'-end processing
Cellular component (GO): integrator complex
Source: RefSeq, a predicted model, not a curated record
CCCAGCGCCAGCAGCAAUUUGUUUUGAAUUAUUUGCAUUUGUUUUUAUUCCCUAUUUUUCAAUAAACAAAUUCAAAUUAAUUUAUAACUCAGUUUAAAUAUAAGAACUAUAAGAUGUCUUCAUUAUCGGGUAUUCGUGUUCAUAUGUUCAAUGAAAAUUUCCUCAAUGAAAGCGAGCAAGAUGCAAACUCAGUUCUUACAGAACUUGAUAAAGGCUUACGAUCAACAAAAAUAGGUGUUCAGUGUGAGGCUAUUGUAAGAUUCCCUCGACUGUUUGAAAAAUAUCCAUUUCCCAUUUUGAUUAAUUCAUCAUUCUUGAAGUUGGCUGAAUUCUUUUGGAGUGGAUCCAACCUUCUUCGUUUUUGGGUCCUAAAAGUUUGUCAGCAAAGUGAGAAUCAUUUAGAUAAAAUCUUAAACAUUGAUGGAUUUGUAAAGAGAAUUUUCAUGGUUACACAUUCAAAUGAUCCAGUUGCAAGAGCACUAACGCUUCGGACCUUGGGCGCUGUAUCGAGAGUAAUACCCGAAAAGCAGCAGGUCCAUCACUCUAUUCGUAGGGCUUUGGAUAGCCAUGAUACUGUUGAAGUAGAAGCUGCAAUCUAUGCAAGCGGACAGUUUGCUGCGCAAUCGAAAUCCUUUGCUAUAAGUAUGUGCUCGAAGAUCGCAACAAUGAUUGAAUCUCUCCAAACCCCAGUCAGCAUGAAACUUCAAUUGAUUCCUGUUCUUCGGCACAUGCAUCACGAUGCCAACACUGCAGCCAUGGUAAAGGACUUAUGCUUGAAUCUUCUUCCCAAAUAUCCUGCUGAGAGUUUUGUCAUUGCUAUUCUGGACUCCCUAACCAAGCUCUCGAGUCAGACUCUAAUUGGAAUUCCCGAUCAAGUAGAUUUACUCCUCACCUAUCUGCAAGAUCCUCGCAAAAAAGUACGAUGUCAAGUAUUGAAGUCCUUGACAACUUUGGCAACUCAAAAAAGCGCACACUCUUGGCCCAAGGGAUCACUUAAAAAUCUCAUAACCAAAGCUAAAACUUGUGUUGAGGGCACCGAACAGGCAUUGGUUCUUACUGUAGUUCUUACUCUCACCGAAUGCCCAUUGACGUGUCAUGCGCUGCUCAACGAGGAGCAAAGUUUGAUAAUUGAAUUGUGUUCGUCGUGCUUGAAUUUGGAAAAUCAUACAGCAGCAAGUCAGGCACUGGCUAUCCUCAAAGGAUUGGUAAUCUAUUGUCAUGCAAAUUCAACACCACCCCCAGAUGUGAUUAUGGAACUUAUUAACAUACAUCUGGAAAGUCUCAUAUUUUCUUCAGUUGGCAAUGAAAAUCAUACCAAGGAGCUUAAGAAGUACCUUAUUUGUGGAGUAAAAAUAUCAGAGGCAAACAACGAAUUUGGAGAGGACUUUAUUGAAAUGAUCGGUGACUUAUUGAGUGACGAAAUAACAUAUCCGAAAAAGCAUUCGGAACUCUUAUGCGAAACAUUAGCUGCCUUAUCUUCGAAAUUCCAACUUCGUAAGUUCACGCCUCCCAAAACAGACGCAAUGGACACUGAUGAAGAACAUCAGCCCAGUGAGGUGGUGAAUCCAGUCGCAGAACGUCUUCCACAGAUUUUGAAAAAAUUAAAUUCAAUCCUUGAUGGCGAUGUCAAAGAUGAGUCAAGAAUUAUUGAAAUUCUCUCAGCAGUGAUGCUUCAAUCCCUAAUUGGUUGUUUCGUACCAAGUGGGGUUCUUGAUACGUUCGAUCGAAUUGCCUCGGUAAGCAAUUGUUGGACUUUAUAUCGCAUCGGAAGAUCAGCUUCUAGGUAUGGACAACAUUUCCUAGCUGCACGAUUCUUUUUACGAAUUGCAAAGUAUGCAUCAAUGGAUAAAUUCCAUUUCUUCCUGAUCGGUGUAUCUCAAAUGGCCAAAGCUGAAUGCAUUCUGAAUUACGGACUAGAAUAUGACACAAUGUGUGAACACUACAAUCUGUGUGAUCCAAAAUACACUAACAAUCAACUGAAAUUGAUUCCUCUAAUAGAACGCCUAGACAUGGCAAUAAGCUUGUAUUGGGAAGCGUUGGCUAGCUUGCGGGCAAGUUCAUCUGCCACAAGUCCUCUCACAUUCCAACUGGAAUUUAUUCAACUUCGAGCUCAGUUCUUGCAAACAUUAUUUAGUGUGGUCACGGCUAAAAAUGCCCAAACAAUCAUUCCACCUCCGGCUAUUGCAGCGAGUUUAGCACAAAACUCACGAGAUUAUUUGCAAAAAUUUGGUCAUGUCACCAAUCAGUUGAGAAAAGUUGUAAAGUCUAUAAAGGGUUGUGAAGACUCAUAUUUGAAGCUUUAUAAAUCUGCAUUCGAUGCUGAUCCUUCAACUCUAGAAUUUCUAGAAUUAACUGAAUAUCAAUGCGCAUUGUUUGGGAACAUAAUUGAGGGAGUGUGUUAUGCUACACCUUCAGAGCCACCUCUAUCGGUGAUGAACGGACAAUAUCCAGAAACAAGAUAUCUUAUAAAUACAUGUGGGAAAAUGGAAAUAUUCGCUCAAAAUCUACCCCAAGAGCCUCAAAAUGCUAAAACCAUAACAAAUAGGCACAUGGAUGUUAUAACAAGUGAAAUUGAACUCAUUGUAAAAACUCCCAUAUGCAUGCCAAGAUACUUCUUCCAAACCCUUCAAGCUACACAAAUAAAACUAUCAGUAAGUCCACAGCCAAGAGCACCUGGGGAACAUAUAAUUGUUCAGUCAGGAAGUAAUUUGGUAAUCAAAGUCGAAGGUGUAAUUCAGCACUAUGGAAAAAGUCCGAGUUUAUUUAGAUCUGUGGAUUCGGUUCAACUUAGUUUAACAUCACAGUUAAUGACACCACGUUUGAAUACUGAGUGUAUUAAACCUCCGAGUGAUACAGUUACGUUAACCCAAACAGUAAAACCACAAAGAGAUUUCUUAUCUGGUAGUUUUCUUUUGCCUAUUUCAAUCGGUGGCCAAUGGAAUGUUACACUAGAAACGUUUGUCAUUGAUGAAGUUGGAAUAACUUGGAGUACAGGUCCAAAGAGCUCAAUGAUUGUUCGUGUCUUAGAUGACCCGAAUAAACCUCAACCUGCAUCAACGUCAACUAGUAGUAUUCCAGCCAGGCGAUUUUAAAUUUACUGAAUUUUAAUUUAUUAUUUUCAAUAAAUUAAGAAGACAAGAAGA